Molecule: messenger RNA, 4830 nt
Organism: Lindgomyces ingoldianus
Lineage: Eukaryota; Fungi; Ascomycota; Dothideomycetes; Pleosporales; Lindgomycetaceae
Product: cell polarity protein-like protein
Exons: 4
Coding region: 126-4658 (1510 amino acids)
Biological process (GO): regulation of cell shape
Molecular function (GO): protein binding
Source: RefSeq, a predicted model, not a curated record
CCCUUCCGCGCGACCUCCCUUCACCACCCACCUUCGCUAUCACGAAGCAACUGUAUCCCGGAUGCGUUUUUGAGCGGCGCUGGCUGCCCAUUUUCUGACAUCGCAAUCGGCGCAAGCCCGCCACUAUGUCGUUCCUGUUUGGAAAGAAGAAUAAGCAACAGCAACAGCAGCAGAAUAAUGCGCUACCGCCAGCCACCCGCGAUAUUUCGUCCUCGCAUGGACCGGGCUCGCAGAUACCCACGGCAAAUGGAUUGAGCGGGCGAGACCCCGAGAAGGGUCGCGGCGUACCACCACCGACCCAAACGCCCACGCCCGGUGCCAGUGUGAACAACUCCCUCAGCUCUCUCCAGAAUCCCGCCACCACGGCGAGCCCUGAGCCCAAGACGCUGAGGGAUAGGGCUGAUUCGGACUACCAGAACCCCCGAAGUGGCCGCAACCCUGGAGACUCGCCUUAUCCCUGGUCCUCGCGACGACUGAACUUUACCACGACCGUAAAUCCCUUCCCCCGAUAUGGCGCCGCAAUCAACGCAACCGCUUCCAAAGAUGGCGUCAUCUAUAUUAUGGGUGGCCUUGUGGGCGGCUCUACAGUCAAAGGGGACCUGUGGUUGACAGAGAUGGGGAAUGGGAGCCUGGCUUGCUAUCCUAUCUCAACCACGGGAGACGGUCCCGGGCCAAGAGUAGGCCACGCGAGCUUGUUGGUCGGGAAUGCCUUCAUCGUUUUUGGAGGAGACACCAAGCUUGACGACAACGAUGACCUCGACGAUACCCUCUAUCUCUUGAACACCUCAACAAAACAUUGGUCGCGCGCUUUGCCCCAAGGGCCCAGGCCCACCGGUCGCUAUGGCCACACUUUGAAUAUCUUAGGUUCCAAGAUUUACAUCUUCGGUGGACAAGUUGAAGGUUUUUUCUUCAAUGAUUUGGUCGCGUUCGAUUUGAAUUCUCUUCAGUCCUCAUCCAGUCGAUGGGAAGUGCUAUUGCCGAAUACAAAAGAUGGAACCCUCUCAUCUCCCCAAGGUCGAGCACCCCCGGCACGUACAAACCAUUCCGUUGUCACUUGGAAUGACAAGCUCUAUCUCUUUGGUGGAACGGACGGUGUCAGCUGGUUUAAUGACGUCUGGACCUACGAACCACGAACGAACGCAUGGAGCGAACUUGACUGCAUAGGCUACAUACCAGUUGCUCGAGAAGGUCACUCUGCUACACUUGUUAACGACACGAUGUACAUUUUCGGAGGACGGACCCAAGAAGGCGUCGACUUGGGUGAUCUUGCUGCGUUUCGAAUAUCUUCUCGUCGAUGGUACAUGUUUCAGAAUAUGGGCCACUCGCCAUCGCCUCGAUCGGGCCACAGCAUGACUGCAUUUGGAAAACAUGUCAUUUGUCUAGCUGGCGAGCCAAGCUCCUCCGCAAGUGACCGAAACGAACUGAGCAUGGCCUACAUCUUGGACACUUCGAAAAUCAGAUAUCCCCCGAACGAAAACGCGCCCAUGCAACCACAGUUGAAUGCCCCCAGGAAAAUGAGCGGGGGUGAUAGGAUCGGCACCGGUAUCCCCCAAGGAAAGCCCGCCUCUCCUCCUACGAGGGAAGGGGUUAUGGCUGGGCCGCAGGUGUCUAGAAGCCCCGAUGCUAUGGCGAAUGGAAUCACAACAGGCGCCGCGGGAUCUAGGCUACCUAGAGCCGCCCCCGGCCAAGCUCCAUCAGGUCCUCCCCCGUUGCAGCAAGCUCCUCAACCGAGGGCAAACGGCGCCGGCACUGCCACCAGCAACGUACGAAGUAAAACGCCUACUAAAGGGGACCGAGGCUUCGGUCCACCGGUGGACACAAGGGCUGCCUCUUUCGAUCGGGAAAACAUGUCCCCGAGCACGAGAGAAAGCCCUUCUACAAACGAAAUCCAAGCGCAAUCUGUCUCUGACAAGACGGUGAAUGGCCCGCGAAAAGGAUCAGAUAUAUCGUCGAUAAGUCAGCAUCAACGAGAUCACAAAGAAUCUAUGGACACAACGAGGUCGGCGAGCGUUGUCUCGCGUAACACAUCGAGGUCGCAUCGGCAACAACAUUCCCUGGAAAGCAUAGAGCAAGGGACGCCAAGACGCUCAAUUGAAGCACAGCAGCGUGUGUUAAGUCGCGAAGGUGACCAUCGACCCGUUGACAGUGGUGUGGGUGCCUCUCCUGCGCUCAGCCAACAGAACGAUGAACUGAUGCGGGAGCUGGAAGCUGCAAGGAGUCGGAAUGCUUGGUACGCCUCAGAGCUUGCCCUUGCCCGCAAGGCAGGGUAUAAUCCGGGUGCUUCAACAAGCCCGAUUCUUGAUGAGCGAGCGGCUGAUGUCUUUGGCGACGAUGACCGACCUCUACUGGAAGCGCUGCUGAAAAUGAAGAAUGAGCUGGAGCGUGUGCAAACUUCCAUAAAGUCCCAACAAGUAGACGCAGCGAAGAGAAUUGCCGAAGUCGAAAGACAAAAGGAAGCCGCGGUCAAUGAAGCUAUCUACGCCAAGGCAAAACUUGCGGCUCACGGGGGUGGCAGUCAAGGUGGCACACCUCAGCCUGAUGGUACUCGUAGUACAGCGACGCCUGAUAUGGACCGCAUCAACGACAUCAACCGGCGCCUCGCUGCCUCUCUAGCUGUACAAAGUGAGCUUUCAGCCAAGCUUGAAAAGCUCAGCCAAGAAGUGGCAAGUGAACGCAGGGCGAAACAGCUCGCAGAAGAUACUGCGGAAGCUGCUCAGAAGCGUGUGCAAGAGCUGGACUCGUCACGGCAGAAGAAUGCCGCUGAGUUCGAGAACUUGCGAGCCGAGCUUCAUGAAGCUCAGAGAGUGGCACGAGAAGCAUCGGCAAAUGCGACGGAGGCUCAGGCUUCCUCCCGCCUUUUGGCCGUUGACAAGAACGAGCUAAGCACGAGGUAUGCGAAGGUGUCAGAACAGUCAAAAAACCAUGCCUCUAUUCUCCAAUCCCUACGUGACGCUGUUUCUGCUUCUUCAGACAAAUCCACAUUAUUGGAAAAGAAGAUCGAGGAAGAGCGAUAUCAACGGGACAACUUAGAGCAGAAGUUAGCACAGUUGCGCUCGGAACACGAAGACCGCACGAUGGAAUUAGAGUCUGCCUCUCGAAAGCUUCGGGAUGCCGAGGAACUUGCAGAAAAGUACGCGGAAGAGGCUCGUCUUCAUCGCCAAGCGGUGCUCUCUGGUCUUGGAAGGUUUGCCGAACGCGAUGAAGAUGAGCACGAGGCCAUGGAUGAGCGGGUCGUUAUUCUUCAACAACAAGUGGAGGCUGCGAAUGCCAUGGUCCGCAAGAAUCAAAGUGCUGCCGACCAGGCAUACGAAAAGCUUCGACGCGCUGAGGAGAGAAUUGCCGGUCUGGAGGCGUAUCAGGAACAAUCCAGUCGCGAAGGCCUCACUAUUCGAAAGCAGCUGCAGCAUGCAAUGCGCGAUAUGCAAGUUUCUGAAGCGGACAAAGCUGAGCUUCACCAGCAAUAUGAACGCCUUCGCCUUGAAAGUAACGCUCUAGAAGUCCAGUUGAAGACUCUCAAGAAUCUUCUUGAGGAGCGUGGUGUCAACCCCGUUGAUGCACGACGCUCACGGGUGUUGGACAGCCCCAGCUCAAGAUUUGGCACCCCCGAGUUGAACCGAGUUCGUGAACUGGAACAGCAAAUCGACGCCAUGAAUAAGGCGCACGAAGAGCUUCGAUCUGUAUUCGAACAGCGAGAGCACGAUGUCAGCAAGGAAUGGGAAGGGAAGUUACAGACCCUCCAUAGCGAUCAUCAAGCUGCCGUCAAAUAUCUUCGAGGCACAGAGAAGAUGCUUUCCAAAAUGAAGCAGGAGCUUGAGCGAUACAAGAACGCCAACACCAAACUGGAGGAAGAGCUUACACAGGCAAGACAAGUUUCCCGAAGCCCAACCAAGGAACAAUCCAGCGAGUGGGCGGCAGAGCGAGACUCACUUCGCUCUGAGUUGUCUCAGGUGCAAGCGAACAUGAAGGCCACAGUUAGUCAACUAGAAACACAACUCUCCACCCUUCAGUCCGAGUUGGCGUCUGCCCGUCAAGAAGCUGAAGCCGCUGCUAAGCACGCUAAGGACUUAGAGUCCUUGGCAGAGCAAUCUCGCACCGACCUGGAAGCCCUUCGGCGUCAGAAUGUAAUUAUCGAAGAACGAGCACGAGAAGCCGAGACCCGCGUGCAAAUGUUCCUCGACCAAUUCGAGAACACGGUUGACAAUUACCGUCGCCAGUCUCAGAUUCCUACUUCCGGUGUCAAUGGAGAAGAUGGUGGACACCGCCAUCAUGCACAUGAUAGUAUCGCUUCUGGUGAUUCCAUGUACAGUGAGAAUGACGACUCGAGCACACCAGAUGCCUCGAGCGCCACAAACGUGCCUGCGACGCGUAACUCGAUGGCUCUUGACAACCUCGCUUCUGAAUUGGAUGCUUUACGAACCCACUGGGAGACCACAAACAAAGCAUAUAGGCUUAGCGACCGCUUCGAUUUUGAGAAGUCUUCUACCAGCGAGAAGAGCGAAUUGAGCGAGUCGCUUGCUCAAUGGCGAAAGCGCAUGGACCUCGAUGAUGAUGAGCAUGAGAAGAGAGAAGAACAGAAGGAGAGAAAAGGCAGCCAGAGCCACCCCUCCGCUGCUCCGUCGACAGUGCCGGCAGGCCCUGGUGGCUCCACGAUGAUCUGAAUGAACAUGGUGUUUAGACCAUCUCGAUUGGACGUUUUGAGUUGGACCCAUGACUAAAAAGGAGAUGUUGAUGAUGCUGCCUCUUGGUUUAUGAACAUCCGUCUUACACUUCUCUUCAUAUGCUAUUUUCUCUCUUUCGACAGGGCUGGCUGGUUUAUUAUCGGCGCUGAAU